ACCGUUUAGGGGCUUUGCCAAUUUGUAACUUCGCCCCUCAGAAACUCCGUUAUUCCCAACUUCGUCCCUGAGCUCCAUCUCCAUUUUCGAAACUCAAAAGCAAUUAAGCAAACCAUCGCUGCUUCCCACGCUUCCGUCACUCCUUUCCCAAUCGUCUCUCACACACUUCCAGUUCGUUCCCUUCCUCCCCGCAUCGGGCGGCUGACGGCAGCGAUGGCCCCACCGAAGGCCGCUCGCACGAUCUCGCAGCAAGCCUUCGACGAAGUUGUGAUGGAGAACAUUGACGACCUCGGCAUGGACCCCUCCGAAGCCCUCGCCGACGCUGUCGAGACCCUCACCCUCCAAGGCGUCGACCUCUCCGGGAUUGUUCUGUGCGUGCCGGGUGCAACUACUGUUAAGGAUAAUCCCGUCAUUGAGUGUUUGGAUAGGCUGAAGCAAUUGGAUUCGGAUUGGGAAGGUCGGGAUUGCGAAGAGGUGGAGGGGUUGUUUGACAAGCUCAGUGAGUUGUGUUGUGUUGAGGGGAAUGCGGUGAUCGCGUCAAGGAAUAGGGGAGUGGAAUUGGCGUGUUCGAUUUGUUCCAAGAUGCGAGUUGAUUGCGGACGCGGUGUUGUUUCGUCUUUAAAAGCAUUGGCAUUGUUUAUUCAUGAUCUUCAGAGUACGGAUGCAUUUCAUAAAAGUUGUGGAGAGGCACUUGUGAUGGACAUACUAAAGAAUGGCAGUCAUGAUAUAAAUAUUUUAAACAGCAGUUUCUCUAUUGUUGCUGCAGCUGCAACUGGUAAUGAGGUUGUUAAAGACUCAUUUAUGGAAUUGAAAAUUGAUGAACUUAUUGUGCAAGUUAUGAGGGAACAGAGUAAAGGAAGCAUCCAGAGUUUAUAUGACUCUAUCCGUGUUCUAGUGACAGCUGAUGAUAAUCGUGUCGUGGCUUCUCAAGUUUAUGGUUAUGCUCGGAGAUUUGCAAAACUUGGAAUUGCAGGAGUUCUUGUGGAAUCACUUCAAGGAGGACUCAGCUCACCUAGUCUAGUCUCUGCAAGCAUUACUUUGAAGGCUAUUGCUGUGAAUGAUGAAAUAUGUAGAUCCAUUGCUGAAAAUGGUGGUAUAGAUGCAGUUCUUCGAUGUAUUGAUGACAGUGGUCUACAGCGGAAUAGAACUGUUGCUAGAGCUUGCUGUUCUUUGUUAUCCAAGUUGGCAGGAAGUGAUGCAAAUAAGAACGAAAUUGUUGAUAAGGGAGGGAUGGAUGGUUUAAUCAAACUGUCAGCAAGAUUUUCUGAUGAACCUUCUGUUCUCCAAGAGGUUAUGUCUAUCAUCUGUGCGCUUUCUUUGAGAUCCCCAAACAAUGCAGCUCGUGCCAUUGAAGCUGGAGCUGGAGACAUUGUUAUUCAAGCAAUGCAGAAGUUUCCAGCAGCGCAGCAAAUGCAGAGGAACUCCUGUCUUAUGAUACGAAACCUUGUGGUCAGGAAUCCAGAGAACAGAACUCUUUUGCUCAACAUUGGGAUUGAGAAAUUUGUAAGGAAGGCCAAAGAAAACCAUGAGAGCUGCAAGGAUGCUGCUUCUGCUGCACUCAGGGAUCUGGGACUCAAUGACUACAACUUAAGGAAGAAGGAAAAACAUGAAGGGGGCAACACAACAAACCUCGUCAAAGAAGGCCAUGUGAUCAUCGACGAGUGGACAGUAGAGGUUCGUCGACGAAUAAUUACUGAGACUAGAAAUUUCAAACUUUUGGCAUCGUCGACAAAAGCAUUGUAUACGUCGACGAAGGUUCUUCUUGGUCUUGUCGAUGAAGCCCUGUGUUCGUCGAUGAGAGGCACUUGCACUGCGGCAGUUUCUUCGGAAAUUUGAAUUUUUUAAACGUUGGGUGGUUGGACAAAUAGGGGGAAACGUUCGAGGAACCUCUAUAUAUGUCAUCUGGGCAUAUUUUGAGAGGGAGAGUGAUCAUUUUUUAGAAGUGUAUUGUGUACAUUUUGAUUUCUAUAGUGAAAUUUGUAUGUCAUUGCUUCCGAUGAUGUAGAUUUUGCCAAACCACGUAAAUUUUUGUGUUGAUCUUGUUAUAGUUUUAUGUU
Malania oleifera is the source of this 2057-nucleotide messenger RNA. RefSeq lists its product as uncharacterized. Lineage: Eukaryota; Viridiplantae; Streptophyta; Magnoliopsida; Santalales; Ximeniaceae. The transcript has 9 exons. Gene Ontology annotation, molecular function: protein binding. The record is from RefSeq and is a predicted model, not a curated record. Bases 214 to 1836 code for a protein of 540 amino acids.